This is a messenger RNA of Mucor mucedo, 483 nucleotides long. RefSeq lists its product as uncharacterized. NCBI's taxonomy places the organism in Eukaryota, Fungi, Mucoromycota, Mucoromycetes, Mucorales, Mucoraceae. Bases 1 to 483 code for a protein of 160 amino acids. The record is from RefSeq and is a predicted model, not a curated record. The transcript has 4 exons.
AUGACCAUCUCAAAUAUUCCCAUUCUCUUUAAUUCUGCAUCCAACUCCUUUUUCGGUCACGAUCCUCUUGUAGCUGAAGUGCAAUCUCUUAAGCAUGAAGUUAUGGAAAUGAAGAACACCAUUACAGAGUUAAAAGAAAUGAUUAAACACAUGGCCGAUCACUCACGAGUUGCUGGCCAACGUGUUGAAGCUAAACCCUCAGGUGUCUCUGCAAAGAACCCGGUCAUUGAGGACUCGAGAACCUACAUCAAAAGCCACAACAAUAUAUUGGAAGGUGGUCCUAUUGCAAUGGAUGAUUUCGAACCGGAACGUUUUACUUGGAUGAAGAUUGGGUUUGAAAAAAGAGAAAUGCUCGCAUUGAUCGCUGACGAUCAUAUGUUCUCUUACCUUGGAGCUGAUAACGAUCUUCCUCUCUUUGCUUUUUCCAACAGUUGGGGGUCUAAAAACCUUUUGAUUGCUGCAAUCAGAAACCGUGUAAAGUAA